Didymodactylos carnosus is the source of this 3547-nucleotide messenger RNA. Lineage: Eukaryota; Metazoa; Rotifera; Eurotatoria; Philodinida; Philodinidae. The record is from the annotation of a GenBank genome assembly.
CAGAUGGGGCCAGUCAUUCAGAUAUGGAAAAGAAGCGUUGGAGUGUUAUCUAUGCAGUACAGGAUGUCAUAAUUACAAGAACUCCGUUGUUUUUGAUUAUUCAUUAAAAGGUGGAACCAAUCUGAAUUCUGUUUUGGAUACCCUGAAGACUUUUCUAUCAGAUGAGGUACAUAUCGCCAUUUGAUGAGAAAAGUUAAUAAAAGGGUUUUUUUCAAAACCGUUGGAAAACCAAGUCCUUGAUUUUUGCUCAGAAAAUUUUGCCAGCCAUAUAGCACGAUAGAACAUAAAAUUUUGAGUAAAAUGAGACAUCUCUCAGCUGUAUAUCAUGUUUUCGUACGCAACUGCAGUCGAUUUACGAAAGGCGAGAAAGGGCGUGAAACUUACUAAAAGAUUCCAGCGAAAAAGCAUGAUAGACACCCACGAGAGGUCUUAGUUUACUCAGAAUUUGAAAGUAAAAUAAGAUCUCUCGUGGGGGUCCAUCAUGCUUUUUCACUGGAAUGUUUUCUUUUUCGGAACAAAGGAGUUCUUGUAAUUAUGACAUCCUGUACUGCAUAGAUAACACUCCAACGCUUCUUUUCCAUAUCUGAAUGACUGGCCCCAUCUGUUUCGAUAUUCUGACCAGCUCACUUUGUAGAGAAUUUUAAGGGCUAUCCAAUGGUAUGUUUUUGUGAAAUAGAUAAGUUUUCAUUAUGGCAGAAAAACGACUAAAAGAGUAUUUAAAGCACUAAUAAAGGUCAAAAUCAUUAUAUCGGACAAAUCUUUUCGGCUAUUGACCCAUGUACACAUAUUUUUGAAAGACUUAUUUUACAGGUCAAAAUAGAGUGGUUAACGGGAAAAUUAGUCAUUAUUAUAAACAUGAGUCACGUUAACCUACCGGUUUGCUGUGGUGCUACCGAGUAUUUUUAAUCUUAGACCACGCAGUUACAUUUCUUAAGACUAUCUUAUACAUCAUUUUGUAGCCCUUGAAAUUCUCUAUCGAACCGUGUAUAAUGCUCGAUAUUUGCUGAUAUGAUUAUCACUUCCUUUAAGAACUUGGAUUGUUAGCAUUCAUUAGUGCUGUGCAUACUAUUGCUGAGAAGAAAGCCGAUCAACAAAUGUGAGAGACGAGAGUUAUACCACUUGUCACUCCGUCCACUCCGGAGCGAACCGGAGUGAUGGAGUAAACCGGAGUGAAAGUUCACUCCGCGGAGUAGCGGAGUAUGGAGUACGGUGUUUCCCCCUUGGAACAAGCUCAAAACCCUAAUUUUCCUAACACUUUCUUUUCGGUAGAUUGUUAAUUUUUUUCUAAAAACAAAUAUUGCCAAGAUGACCAACGAUGCCAAUAACCUGUAGUCCAUCUCUUUUUCUAGUUCCCAAGCCAAAACUGUGAAGGAUAGGUAGGUCCUCGAAAAAUGCCUAUGAACCAAAAGAGACAGAGAGACGAGACUUGUGCAGUUUUAAAAGGCACACUUAAUUGACAUUAGUACUCUAAAAUACUUCAAUAAAUAUGGCAGAAAAUAGCCUUUAAAAUACACAAUCCGUAAAGAAAGUACGCUCUACAAGGCUUAUAUGGUUGCUUGACUUCAAUGUCUAAGACUGUUCUAAGAAAAAGUGCCUGGUAAAAUCUCAGCGCUCAAAAAUCGGUUUUCUAGAAUCCCAUGAUGAUGUAAGGGAGCCGAAAAAGUUGCUGAUACCGUUAGAUUCAGCAUGAUCGAAAACCUGUAAGAUCCAGCUUCAAUAUUAGAAACGGUAGUGUGUAAAAAUUCGUCUCAUUGCAGCUACCUCGACCAAGCGAAUUUUAGCUUCAACAGAAACCUCAUCAGCAACAACAGUUCAAACUACGACCAAUGUAAUAAUUACAGUAGCAGGUAGAUUUUACAUCCAGUUGAAAGAGUGAAAGGUCCAAAAGUUUAUAUGUAUUUAUUGUUUUGUCUUAAAAUCCACAGCUACAUCAGUUACGUCAACAGUUCAAUUAACAACAACUACCACGAUGCGUACGCUCUUUCUUUCUUUUGGCAUGUUUAUUGGCUGCAUGACGGCUGAGAUUAGUUUCUUUGCUGACUUGCUUACUUGUUUAGCUAUUAAGAGCAGAAAGCACACGCUACUGUUAAAUGAUAUUUAUGCACUGUUGCUCAUUGCACGUCGGAAGAAACGAAAGCUGCUCUGCAUUUUUAUGCUAUGAAAAAUUCAGGGUCAAAUGAGACAAAAGGUUUCAUGAAUUUACGAAGGUAUCAGUUAGGUAUGAACUGUGGUACAUGGAGAAUCUGAAUAGGGAUAACUUAGCACUCAAAGUUCGCGUCUCACUUCACGGAUGAAAAGCAUUUGAUUGGAAGAAGGACGAAUACCCCGCCUUUUGGCUACCUUGCUGUAUUGGGUGUUGUCCGGAGACAGUUUUGUAAUCCAGAUAUCUUCCCUACAACUAAUAUUAGCUGUAGCUCUGGACAGAAGGCCAGACCGACUCAGAGUUCUUUCGCUAAAUCGCUUGAGCUCCCCCCGUACACACUGACUAACCCCAUACUAGUCACGGGGGCUGGUGUAUGUCACAACGUAGUCAGCAUGCUAUCGGACAGGUGAUCCGAGGCAAAAAACCGUUAAUGACUUGCCCAGAGUCAUUCCAUGUCUGAUGGUGCCGAGGCUCGAACACAGUACCUUGUGGAUACGUGCCAAACAACUUAACCACACAGCCAGAGCGGCUGCAUUUGACCGAUCGGACUCAGCUCGCUGUUUUUCAUCACACGUUUGGUCUCUGCCAAAACAUCUCUUAUAUACGGCUUUAUGCUCUUAGUGAAGUAAUUUGUUAUUAUGAUUUAGUCGUUAUUUAAUUUGUCUUUGGAUUAAGAUGUACUGAAUAAUUGUAUGGUUUCACAAGCCUACACAAAGGUUAUGAUUAUAAUGCACAUAAGAUAUCAUCUAACGAGAAGCGGUUUUCCGUUUUUGUUCUUUUUUCAACUACAGUUAUUUCUACGAUAAUAUAUGAGACGACAUUUACUCUUGCGAAGGGAAAGCAUAUAGUUGACCUCCCUUACAUCAAAUGAAAGUCUUUUGAAUGUACUUUCAGCUGAUGUUGCUUUGAGAAGGAAAUGAACUAGCUGCCUAGAAAACGUUUCCCUUUAACGAAUAUCAAUAGCUGUGGUUUAGGGAUACGGACAGACUAUUUGAAAUGCAAAGGUUAUUUUGGAUGGUAAUGAGUGAGAGCAUCGGCUAUCAUAACCGUGUAUUUUGUAGUAACAACGACUGUUGCUGCUACAACCAUACCAACAACUAGCUUAAGUGCAGCUACCUCGACUACUGCAAUUUUAACUUCAACAGAAACGUCAUCGGGAGCAACAAUUCAAACUACAACCAAGGUCGUAACAAUUGCGGCAGGAUCAACUACAACAACCUCAGAACCAAUUUCGUCAACAGCUCAAGCAACGACAAUAACAACCACAGCACCAAUGACGUCAACAGCUCAAGCAACGACAAUAACAACCACAGCACCAAUGACGUCAACAGCUCAAGCAACGACAAUAACAACCACAGCACCAAUGACGUCAACAGCUCAAGCAACGACAAUAACAACCACAGC